GACCCGUAAAAUACAACUCUCACUCUCACCACCAUGUCGAUGCUCGUCCGUCGCUCCUUGCGUGCUAUUCCACGCGCCCGUGGUUUUGCUACUACCGCUGGUGAUGUUACCAAGACUAGCUACCAGGAGAAGCAGGCUGCCUUAAGGGCUCAUGCUGCUGAAACCGCCGAUAUGUGGCGCAAGAUUAGCUUCUACGUUUGCCUUCCUGCUAUCAUCACUGCCGCCUUCUGGGUCCGCAAUGUUGAGAAGGAACACGAGGAGCACUUGGAGCAUGCCAUCCAUGAGAAUAAGGGCAAAGCCCCUCUGCCUCCUGCGUACGAGUACUUGAACCGCCGAGCGAUUGAAUAUCCUUGGGGCCCGAACUCUUUGUUCUUCAAUCCUCGCGUCCAGAAGGACUUGUCGAACCCGGAUGCAUAGACAAUUCAAUAAAUGCAAUGUCCUUUUUCAACCUGGAGAUUGCUCUAUAAUAUCAUGUUCCUUCUCAGUAUCGUUGCAAGAUCAUGCAGCAUGUGUGAGACACCUGGACAAGUAAAUGUGCAUUUGGACAGUGCUAGGGAUCAUGAGUCCAUUAGGAUCGAUAAGUAAAUGAUUACAACGAAGAUUGAAUAAUGAUAAAGCUACGAAUAAAGAUAAAGUCCGUAGCCUU
Molecule: messenger RNA, 646 nt
Organism: Somion occarium
Lineage: Eukaryota; Fungi; Basidiomycota; Agaricomycetes; Polyporales; Cerrenaceae
Source: the annotation of a GenBank genome assembly